Aureobasidium subglaciale EXF-2481 is the source of this 1374-nucleotide messenger RNA. RefSeq lists its product as uncharacterized. The record is from RefSeq and is a predicted model, not a curated record. Bases 1 to 1374 code for a protein of 457 amino acids. Lineage: Eukaryota; Fungi; Ascomycota; Dothideomycetes; Dothideales; Saccotheciaceae. The transcript has 6 exons.
AUGUCCGAUCAGAAUCGUCCAGGAAGGUCCUCCGGGCCGCCGGAAUCGCCAUCCCUCAAUUCCAGCGAAUUACCCGGCGUUCAGGCAAUACGUGCAGGCCGAUGGCCUCGCGUCAAGUUUAUUGACGAAUGGUCAUACAGGGGCAUCUUGAUUCUGAAAGUAGAGGCACGCCAGAAAAGGGUGGAUUCACGUUGGAAGACUGUCGAUGUCUUAGUCUUUGGGCAUACCAAACCAACCAGCAACCCACCAGUUCUCGUCACACUCAAGCGAGUUGGAUUGAACCCCAUCAGUAUGCAUGACGAAGAAAUGUUUUCGGGCCGUUCCUCAGGUAGUUCCCAGGUUCCUCACCAGAACACCGUGCUUUUCUGCGAUGGCCUUCGACUCAACAGCACUCGUGCCCAUAUAAUGCAGCACAACGUGGACUUCGAGGACGAUGCGUGGACAGAUACAAUGGGUUACGCGCCAUUUUGGUCAUCUAAUGAUAUGGCGAGGUUCCUCCAACAGCCUUUCCCUCAGCACCAACUCACAGAUGGCGAUGCACUACUGUGGAGGGCCUAUCCCGACCUCGCCGAGCUCUUAGGCACACCUCGGCCCCUGCAGUCUCCUCAACCUCCUCAUUCUUCGCAGCUUUCCAUAUUGGGCCCUAAUGCAACUUCCAUUUCAUCCGACGAGACCCUGCCAAUCAAUCCAAAUCACACACAACCAGCGCUGGCAGGACCACAAGCUCUUCCCGAGCCGUCAGAUACCUCGGAUUCAGCCAUGUCCCGAUUAACAGAUGAAGAGCAGGGAGAGCUUCUCAGGGAUAUUAUCAGCCGUAUCACCCAUAUGGUUGCUGCUCGGAAGGGAAUGUGUUUGAAGGAUAGUUGUGAACUUACUGUUCACCCAAACACUUGCGAUCCUAGACAUGAGUUUGGAGCGGAAGACUCCCACAAAAGAGGUACUGAGAAUAUUCACUACCACAAUUCGAGUACACUCAUGCGAGAAAAAGGGUUCCGGGUGUAUAGCAAUCACAACAAGUUGGCCAGCAUCAGCAAAAUACCAGCCAAGCCACCAAAAGCAGGAAGAAUAACAGCAGCAGCUCCUACAGAAGAACUCGAUGAAGCAGAAGAAGAAGACGAAGAGUCCGAAGAUCCUGUAGCCACAGACCCGCCAGUCGGAGAGGACGCCGAAUUUCUGCUUCCCGACGAACUCGAGGACCCAUUGAACGAAGCAGAAGCCGAAGUCAUCGAUCCAGAAGGCGAAGAAGGCACAGUAGCACUAACGAUACCUCCCACCGACCCCGACGUAGGCGACGCACUCGUCAUCCCAGACAUCGACCCAGUCAUGAAACUUCCGCUCGAUAUCUGCAUACUCGACGCCACAAGACUUGAAUAG